Scleropages formosus (Asian bonytongue) is the source of this 1908-nucleotide messenger RNA. It is a transcript of the gene foxa1, whose product is annotated as forkhead box A1. Gene Ontology annotation, molecular function: protein domain specific binding; RNA polymerase II cis-regulatory region sequence-specific DNA binding; DNA-binding transcription factor activity, RNA polymerase II-specific. Gene Ontology annotation, biological process: anatomical structure morphogenesis; cell differentiation; regulation of transcription by RNA polymerase II. The coding region runs from base 151 to 1467 and encodes 438 amino acids. The record is from RefSeq and is a predicted model, not a curated record. The transcript is spliced from 2 exons. NCBI's taxonomy places the organism in Eukaryota, Metazoa, Chordata, Actinopteri, Osteoglossiformes, Osteoglossidae.
CAGUCAUUGCGCGCUCGCACCUCCUCAGUUGGCGCGCACCUCCCGCAAGCGCGCUACCUGUGCGUGUGUCCGCGAGCGCUCCGUGGCCAUCGCCUCCGCGUGACACUUGGCGCUACUCUGAAUGGUGAAGGUGAGCGCCUUUGCGGCACGAUGCUGGGAACGGUGAAGAUGGAAGGACACGAAACGGCCGACUGGAGCAGCUACUACGGCGACGCGCAGGAGGUUUAUUCGUCUGUACAGAGCAGCACUAUGAAUACGGGACUCGGUUCUAUGAACAGUAUGAACAGUUACAUGGGUAUGUCCACCAGUGGAAAUAUGACGAGUGGCUCCUUCAAUAUGUCCUAUGCGAACCCUGGCCUUGGAGCCGCGCUCAGCCCCGGGACGAUGGCAGGAAUGCCAGCGAGUGCCACGAGCGCCAUCAACGGAAUGAGCAGUGGGGUCUCAGCGAUGGGUGCCACUCUUAGUCCCAGUAAUAUGAAUGCCAUGUCUGCUCAGCAAGCCUCCAUGAAUGCCUUAACUCCCUACUCAAGCAUGAGCCCCACCAUGAGCUCCAUGGCAUACGCACAGCCCAACCUGAACCGGGCAAGGGACACGAAAACGUUCCGAAGAAGCUACCCUCACGCCAAGCCGCCCUAUUCGUACAUAUCCCUCAUCACCAUGGCCAUCCAGCAGUCUCCGAGCAAGAUGCUCACCCUCAGUGAGAUAUACCAGUGGAUAAUGGACUUGUUCCCUUACUACCGUCAAAACCAGCAGAGGUGGCAGAACUCCAUAAGGCAUUCCUUGUCUUUCAACGACUGCUUUGUUAAAGUUUCCCGGUCUCCGGAUAAACCAGGGAAAGGCUCGUACUGGGCCCUGCACCCAGAUUCGGGGAAUAUGUUUGAGAAUGGCUGCUACCUGCGUCGGCAGAAGCGCUUCAAGUGUGACAAAAAGUUGUCUGCAAAUAAAGGCGAUGGAAGAAAAGAUCACCCGAGCAGCUCGGGCUCACCUGCUAAUGACAGUGCUAGUAGUAAGGGUGGCCAUCUGGACUCAAGCUCUAUCUCCAGUUCCAACCAGUCGUCCAGUCCUCACAGCAUGGACCACUCUAGCAGUACUGCAGCUUCAGAGUUGAAAAGCACUGGGCCCUCGGUGCACCCAGUGUCCAGCACAGCCACGGUCCUGUCAUCCAUCCCUUUGCCCCAGCACUCAAUGUCUCACGAGCCCCAGCUGCACCUCAAAGGAGACCCGCAUUACUCUUUCAACCACCCGUUUUCCAUCAACAAUCUAAUGUCUUCUUCAGAGCAGCAGCACAAACUGGACUUGAAGGCAUACGAGCAGGCUUUGCAGUACUCCUCCUAUGGGUCUGGUAUCUCCUCCAGCCUGCCCCUGGGUAGUGCCUCGGUGGCCGGGAGAGCUGCCAUGGACCCCUCCGCAAUAGAGCCUUCUUACUACCAAGGUGUGUAUUCCAGACCUGUUCUUAACACAUCCUAGUUUCUUAUGUCACUUCCAGCACACUUGAAGAGAGACUGAGAGAAAAGAUUUUAUUUUGCGUGCACUUGGUGCAUAACAGACUGUUACUUCAAUGUAUAAUCAUGUUUAUGUGUAAAAUAAAGUAUAAACUGUUGUGCCAUUUGAAUGAUUGUAUAUCCCCUUGGAAAUGAUUAAAUGUGUUUUGCUAGUGUAUUUAAAAUAAACUUUGAGCUCUGUAAAAUAAUGGUGUAUAAGCCCCAAAGCUGUAGUUACCACAAUAAAUGUCUCCGAUGUGUUACAGUGCGCAUGAAUGAAGGUCAAGGUUUUGUGGAAUGUAAAAAGAAAAAAAGUAAAAAAAUCUGAAAAAAAAAAACAAAUCUGUUUCAGACGUUCCAUUGAUAGAUGCUGUCAUUUUACUAAUUGUUUCGGUUUUGUUUUCAACUUUUGACAAAAUCAUAUAUA